Histoplasma capsulatum G186AR is the source of this 1284-nucleotide messenger RNA. RefSeq names its product aspartyl protease. NCBI's taxonomy places the organism in Eukaryota, Fungi, Ascomycota, Eurotiomycetes, Onygenales, Ajellomycetaceae. The record is from RefSeq and is a predicted model, not a curated record. Gene Ontology annotation, molecular function: aspartic-type endopeptidase activity. Gene Ontology annotation, biological process: proteolysis. The coding region runs from base 1 to 1284 and encodes 427 amino acids. The transcript is spliced from 3 exons.
AUGCAGUGGAUACAGGCACUGCUGUACCUAUAUCUCCUCUCCUCCCCGGCCGUGCUAGGGGCUCCCACGCAACAAUCACAACUGAAGAAACGAACAUUCAAAGUCCAUCGGAUACGUCAGGUAGAUUAUGUGCCUAACGGUCUAGCAGCGGUCAGAAAGGCAUACGCCAAGUUUGGUAUCAUUGCUACAGAUAUCAACUUCGGGUCUUUAGAUCUCAACAUUUACCCAACUUCAGAAGAUCGCCAGGCUGUAAACAAGGCAGACGAACCAGAUGAAAAUGGCGCUGUCACCAAUGUCCCGGCGAGAAAUGACGUUUUGUAUCUGGCCCCCGUAACAAUUGGUGGCCAAGAGUUUGUGAUGAACUUUGAUACCGGUUCGUCAGACACAUGGGUAUUCAAUACUAAACUUGACCCACGCGUAUCUGCUGGCCACUCAGUUUUCGAUCCGGCAAAAUCCAGGACAUUCCAGCUACUCGAAGGCUCUACCUUCAACGUCACGUAUGGAGACUCCUCCUUCGCACGGGGUGGAGUUGGAAAAGACACAAUCGACAUCGGUGGUGCAACAGUUCGAAAUCAAGCCUUCGGCCUUCCAAACCAGAUCUCAGAGUCAUUUCUCACCGACGAAGCCUCCGACGGCCUCGUUGGCCUCGGGUUUACAAAGAUUAAUACAAUGAAACCGGAAAAACAAACCACAUUCCUCGAAAAUAUCGCGCCUGAUCUUCAAGAACCCGUCUUCACUGCCCAACUUAAAGCGCAGGCUCCUGGUACCUAUGAAUUUGGCACGGUUGACAAAAGAAAGUUCACUGGUGACAUCGUUGAUGUCCCUGUAGACAACUCCCGGGGUUUUUGGGAAAUCAAAUCGAGUUUGUUUAGGGUUGGCGAUGAUGGCAACAUCCUCACCGUCGAAAAUGGCGUGACCACCGCGAUCGCCGAUACGGGCACGACGCUGAUGCUAGUGAAUAAGGAGAUCGUGGACGCGUAUUACGCGAAGGUUGAAGGGGCGGAGUUGUCCCCGAAUGCCGGUGGCUUUAUAUUCCCCUGCAGCUCGACACUGCCGGACUUGUGGGUGUCUCUAGGUGAUACACAUCUGGCAAGGGUAUCAGGUAGUUUAUUGAAUUUCGCUGUAGUGGGGACUGACACAGCCACCAACACGAAUCUCUGCUUCGGUGGUGUCCAAUCCAACCAAGGCUCUAAACUUCAAAUCUGGGGGGAUAUAUUCUUCAAAGCACUCUUCGUUGUAUUCGAUCUGCGAGGCCCGAAACUCCGAAUAGCAGCGCACGCUUAA